Myxocyprinus asiaticus (Chinese sucker) is the source of this 1755-nucleotide messenger RNA. RefSeq names its product 2-acylglycerol O-acyltransferase 2-A-like. Bases 235 to 1242 code for a protein of 335 amino acids. NCBI's taxonomy places the organism in Eukaryota, Metazoa, Chordata, Actinopteri, Cypriniformes, Catostomidae. The transcript has 7 exons. Gene Ontology annotation, cellular component: endoplasmic reticulum membrane. Gene Ontology annotation, molecular function: diacylglycerol O-acyltransferase activity. Gene Ontology annotation, biological process: triglyceride biosynthetic process. The record is from RefSeq and is a predicted model, not a curated record.
CUCGCGGGGAGAGACACGGACUUCUAAAUCAAACUCUCUCAGAUUCACCGGACACGCACUGAGCGAUAAUGACAUGCGAACAUUAAUGAUAGAAAAGUAGUUUCCGAUCAAUGAAAAGCGACUUUACACACUUUGAGAGCUGAUGUUUUGGACUCGCUCGUGACGUGUGUGACGAGAGCGUUUCUCUGUAGAUGUGUGUGUGUGAAAGUGUGUGUUUGUGACACUACGUCCGAGAUGAAGAUCGAGUUUGCUCCUCUGUAUGUUCCUCUGCGCAGGCGUCUGCAGACAGCUGCAGUGGUCCAGUGGGUCUUCAGCUUUCUGGCUAUGGCUCAGGUCUGUCUGGCGGUGUUUGUGCUCUUGUGUGUCAGUGAUUGGUGGAUUCUGGGACUGCUUUAUGCUGGUUGGCUGUACCUGGACUGGGACACGCCCUCACGUGGAGGUCGGAGGUCAGCGUGGGUCAAGAGUUGGCAUGUCUGGAUGUACUUCAAAGAUUAUUUUCCCAUCACAUUGAUAAAAACAGUGGAUUUGGAUUCUCGUCAUAAUUAUUUGUUCGGGUUUCAUCCACACGGCAUUCUGGUGGCAGGUGGAUUUGGGAGUUUCUGUACGGAAGCGUCGGGAUUCUCGCAGAUGUUCCCUGGACUGACGCCGUACCUGCUGAUGCUUCCCUUCUGGUUCAGAAUUCCAUUCUUCAGAGACUACAUCAUGUGCGGAGGGUUGGUGUCGAGUGAGAAGGCCAGUGCAAGUUACUUGUUGAGUCAUCCAGGUGGAGGUCAGGUGGCCGUGCUCUCGGUGGGUGGAGCUCUGGAAGCUCUGGAUGCGCGGCCUGGAGCGCUAACACUACAGCUACGACAGCGGAAAGGAUUCAUUAAACUCGCCCUCAAACACGGAGCGUGGUUGGUUCCUGUCUUCUCAUUUGGGGAGAAUGAUCUCUUCGACCAGAUUGAGAAUCCCUCUGGCUCCACCCUCCGCAGUGUUCAGGAACGCCUCCAGAGGAUUAUGGGCGUGGCCAUGCCUCUCUUUCACGCCCGAGGGAUUUUUCAGUACAGCUUUGGGCUGCUGCCAUACAGGAAACCCAUUCACACUGUGGUCGGACGGCCCAUUCCUGUAACUCAGACUCCGUGUCCCACUAAAGACGAUAUUGAUGCUCUUCACUCUUUAUAUAUGGAGGGUCUGACACAGCUGUUUGAGGAGAAUAAACAAAACUAUGGCAUCCCAGAAGACAAACACCUCAACUUUAUAUGAACUCUCAUCUGUGUGUGUGUGUGUGUGUGUGUGUGUGUGUGUGUGUGUGUUUCCUGCUACUAAAUGCUCAUUACAGUGGAUAUAUGCCAUGGAGAGCUUGACGUCUUUAACGAAUGGAUGAAUUAAUUCAUGAUGUAAAGUAAUUUUUUCUGUGUAUGGAAAGUUACACUACUAAAGUGUAAACACUAAAUGAACAACCGUCGUACUUGAUUUUGUAUCAGGAUCAAUCAGGAUGUGCUCAAACUGAUGAUAGUGCUUUUAUUAGCGUAAAUCUAUUUUAAUUUGUCAAAUCUGGAAUUUAGGCAUAGUAGUAUAGUAGAGAAGUUAAAUGUAUUUGGGAGAGAGUAUAUAUAGAUAUAUAUAUAUUCAAUAGAGUUUCAAUUUUGUAUCGGGUCCAAUAUAUAAAUAUGUAUUGGUUUGGAUUUUAAUCCAGUAAUGUGAAAUAAUUGGGGGUCUUAUCCAGUCUGGUGUACGAAAAUAGGAUGAUAAAUAAAUACAUAAAUAAAUAAAUAA